Molecule: messenger RNA, 9445 nt
Organism: Rattus norvegicus (Norway rat)
Lineage: Eukaryota; Metazoa; Chordata; Mammalia; Rodentia; Muridae
Source: RefSeq, a predicted model, not a curated record
AAGCCAGCCAGGGCUACAGAGUGAGUUCCAGGAUGGCCAAAAACACAGGAAAACCCUGUCUUGAAAACAAAACACGCCCCCCCUCCAAAAAAAACAACAGAAAGAAAUUAAGCUGAAGUCAGACUCAAGCCCCCACUGUUCUCUUUUAUCCCCCAAAGUAUCUUAAGCCUCUCCUUUUAAUAAGUUCAUUUUCCAUUCCCUGUUCUGUCAGUGAGUACUGAGCUUGCCCAGAGACUGCUGCGUACACCUUUGGAGGUGGUGAGGCCCCAGGACCUGCCACCUGCUGGGUGCUGAGGAUUAACAACACAGAGCCUGGACCAGAAACAGAGGUCACCUACCCAGGCACCCAGAGCCCUGCAGCUUCUCUUCCUCCUUCUCCUUCUCCUUCUCCUCCUCCUCUUCCUUCUUUCUUCUUCUUCUUUUGUAAAACUGCCUCUUUGUCAGCUUUCACUUCUUGUGUAGGCAGGUCCCAAGCUAAUAUUUAUCCUGCAAAAAAAAAAAAAAUUUAAAAAAUGUUAGCGUGGGGAGCAUUUACAAGGACUUUAUUAAUUGUUGAAAGGGAGUUACUGCCUUAAACUGAGCAGUUGUGCUUAACUUGACUUUUGAUUAAAUAGUUGUUAACAGUUGGAAUCAGUUUGGUCUUUCUCGUAAAGGCUUCUUUUUCAUGUGAGUAUUGUCUGUUGUGGCAGGCUUUGGCUGUAUGCUCAGGGCUCAGACCUGGACCUAGACCAGGAACACUGGGUGCUUUUGUGAUGCAUAUAUCCAGGCAGGCUUUUUUUUUUAAUGAUUUAUUUUUUAUUUUAUGUGCAUUGGUUUUGCCUGAAUGUAUGUCUGUGUGAGGGUGUUUGGUCCCCUGGAACUGGAGUUACAGACAGUUGCAGGCUGCCACAUGGGUGCUGGGAAAUGAACUCGGGACCUCUGGAAGAGCAACCAAUACUCUUAACCACUGAGCCAUGUCUCCAGGUCCCUACACCUGCUCUUUUGUGAUUGGCAGGCUUUUCAGAAAUGCAGACUUUUAUACUAGAAGCUCCCAACUUUAUAUGAGUUGUCACUUUAAAACCUGGGAGGACCUCCUUCAAUGUGCUACAGGUGACCACAGAUCUGAAGGAUGGGUGUUAGUUUUGAACUCCUUAAAAAAUGAAACUCUUGUGAUGUUAUUUUGUUGUAAAGCUAGCCACAGCUGGCUUACCUCUAGUGCACGCCCUUCACAUUGCAGUGCCCUAGACUUUCCAAGUGGGUGGGUGUGGCCAUGAAAGGUCUCCUUGAAGGCAGGAAAGAGCCAGGGACUUCGCAUCCAUGGCACGUCCACUUUCAGCAGCUUCUGCUUUCUCUAGGCACUCAGAAUAGGAAGAUGAGUGAGGGGGAAGGGAUAGUCCGGGUCCUAGUGUAUGGGCUGGUGUGGUCUGAGAGUGAGGGAUGGGUUAUACCCCAAGAGCAAGGAGGGGUGCCAGUGACAGUACAUGGGGUGUUGAGAGCUGGAGUAAGGACAUCUAUGCUGAGGCCCAGAGGCCAGGGAGCUAAAGUGAGGUCUAGGACAGAGGUGAUUGUCCCUGAGGCUAGAGCCCCUCCUCCACAUCUCAGUCUCUCCCUUUCUUGGUGUAACAGGUUCUGGGCUAAGCUUUGUUAGCAGAAUCUUCUGACCUUUUGAGUGGGUCUCCAGCUCUUAAAGACCUUGUUAAGACCUUAGGACUUCCUCUUUGGUCAGCUGAUUCCAUUUUCUUGCAAGCCUCUUACUGUUUUCCCUUCCCCUGGCCUGUGGCCAACACUGGGAGCUGUCUUUCUGUAACUCAAGGCAGUAUACACAGCUGGCCACUGUCUGUCCCCUUGGGCAUCAGCCUGGGUAUAAAACUCCUGUUGGGUUGAAUUCUAUGGAGUACAUGAGGAGACUGCUUGUUCUCUUACUAACCUGAUGGUGCUGUCUAGGUGUUGGAACUCUACCCAGCUGUUUGGGAUGGCAGCACUGAGUAAGCUACAGAGGUGUGUUCAAAGGACAUUGUAAAAUUGUCAGAUCGCACACAAGUUUGCAGUCUAAACACAGACUUUCAAAUGAAUUUCCAUUUGUUUACAUUGGAGACAAAAUGCAGAUUACUUUACAUGUAUUCAUUUUGGCAUUCUAUAUACUAUAGAAUCUAGUGAUUCGUACCUAUAGUAGAUUCACAUGUGACCCUGCACUAGGCAUUUACAGGAAACACACACACACAGUGUAUACAAGAAUGAGGAACCACUGUGCUCAGUGCAGUGUGGCCUGCCUACUUCUCUCAGCAUAAAGGUUCAUGUUUCAGCUUUACAUCCAGGGCAGAGUAGCAAGAUUUGCUAAAUAAGGGACAAGCAUUCCUUAAUCAUCUUUGCAAUGGGUUUUGUCUGCAAAUCCAUCUCUGUAGCUGUGUUCCAAUUCUCUUGUUUCUAAGUGCUCACUGCAUAGAUGCUCCAGUAUGCUGGCUCCAGUCUUUAUUUGACUGGAAUCUACACAAAGCAUAGAUAUAAGGAUUCUACCACAGUCUUAGAGAUGGCUGCUAGUCUCCCAGAAUGGCUGAAAUGUUUUGUGCACAUUUGGAUCUGCAUGCUAUUCCAUGGAAGGCUACCAGUGACCUCUGGCCUGUGCCUGAGCCUUUCCAAGUUAGCACUGCAUGCAGCUGGAUUGCAAGUGGCUGUGUUCCAGACUUAGUCAAGACAGCAGCGUUAUCGGGCUGGCUCCCAGACCAGGACCUGGUACUGUAUGAGAGCCUAGGCCUCUGUCCCCUACAAAUGACUGAGUGGAAAGGGGACCUGUUUAUGUCUUCAGUUAUAAAACCAAAUUGGGUCUUUUGCUUGGCCCUGAGGAGCAUUGCUGGAAUAAAGCUGCUUCCUCCCUCUUAAAGAGUCUUGUUAUGAGUGAGGUCCAGGCUGCCCUCAGACUUGAGAUCCUCUUGGCUCUUCUUCAUAAAUACUGAAAUUGCCACAUGUCCUCCAUACCUGGCCUGUGUAGAGCUUCUUGACCCAUAUGGGCUUGUGUAUACUCAGGAGAAGCAGGCUUAGGGUUCUUGUCUCUUUUCCCCUCUAGCCUAGAAAGAGGAGUUACCUUGUUGUGUAUCCGAGCCUUGGAGGAUGUUUGGGUAGACAAGCAGUCUGUCUGUCUUCAAUAAUUUAGUUUUGUGUUUAGCUGAAGUUAGUUCUAGAGCAGUGUGAAGAACCUGGCUGUGACCCACAGAAGCAGCACUUUGGGGGUGUGGGGAUGGUGCCAGAGAUUCAGUGAGAUACCUUGUGCAUGUUGGCAAGCACUGGCACUGAGCUACAACCCAGCCUGAAAUAAUGCCUUUGGCUAUGUGUUCAUAUGUUCAAGACCUAAUGCCUAAAAGGGUUGUAUCUUUUACAUCUAGCAUUGGGUGUUUCCUGUCAGAAGACAACAAUAUACAACAUGAUUUUAUGUGUGGAUGUGUACUUUGUAGCUAAUGUCUCUAGACACUGGAGGCUUCUUAGUGUAAAACCCCAGUGGCCUUGUUCCUUUGAAUGCAGUGGGUAUUGAGUGAUUACUCUGCACUGUAAUGUUGUGGCUGUGUCCUUCCCAGGUUUGCCAUCUCGGCAGCCACACGGGGUCUAGAGCAGCAGUAGUUAAUCCAAGGAACAGCAAGCCACAGUCUCUAGUGCGAAGAAAAUGCUGGGGGACCUGGUAUACCAAUUUUUCUCCAGAGCCAAAAGAGUGCCAGAUAGCAUUUCCGCCACAUUCCUCUUUGUCAAGGUGGAGGUUUGGGGGUGGCCCGUUCCUGCUAUGCCAGCUGACCCAAGGUUCCAGCCGUUCUGAGUGGAGCAGGGAGGAGAAAAGGAAGAGGAAGUGGCUGGCCAGUUCCCUUCCUCUCUCUGUGAGUGGCAUGGGGGUCUGUGUGGAAUUGGGCUUGCCAGGGUGAAGCAGGAGUCCUUCGGGUGCUAUUUCCUCAGAGGUUACCUUUCCAGCCUCCUUUGGAGUCUGAACACAGCUAUGCUGGUGAACAGUGCCCUGUCAUAGGCCUGUGGUUCUAAGUGAGGAGUUGCUGGGACACUGGUGCUGAUCUUACUGUUGGGUUGUUUGGCCUUAGGAGGGGUUGGUGUGGGGGAGAAGCUGUAGCCCCAGGCUAUAGCCACAAGUAAGUUUUCUUUAUCCAUUCAAACCUAGACUUUUGAAACUUUACCCAAUACAGCGGUAAUCCUCUCCUGUUCCCCCACUCCUAUUUCCAGCUGCACUCACUGGUGUCUGCCAUGUGCCAUCAACCAAGGUCUGAAAAUGUUAAAAAGAAAGUUCUAGAAGUUGUUUAAACCAUGUGCAUUCUGAGUAAUAUGGCGAAGCCUCUGUUGUCCCCUCAUGCCCACCUCAGGACUGAGUUCCUUUGUCCUGGUUCUAUAGUGUGUCUACCACUCACUCAGUCAACAAGGGAAAUCCCUAACCGAAUAGUCCAGGAAGAGUUAUACUGAAUUUGCUGAGGUCUGUGUGGUCCUACCCCUUUGCUCUGCCGCAUGGCAGCUGCAACCCUGGGUGGCCCAGGUGAAAUUCAUGCAUGUAGAAGAAAGUGGAACAGCAAGGUGCUUGGGAUGUGUCGAUGCUGGCGAGGGGACUAGUCAGUACUGCAUGCCUCCCCUCUUUUAAAAUGUCAGCAUGUAUCUGACCAUGUGGACUGACAUUUCAGGAACUUCCACCACUUAGAGCUGAGCCUCACAGCCUCUUUGCCUCAGUACACAUUUAGGAUCUGGAAGGCUCUGUCUAUUUAGACUUUGCAUGCACCACUGUCUGAGGGGUCUUCACAGUGGUGUUACUCAACUGCAAUCCUAUCUUUGGUCUGCUCUUGAGUAUGUGUACGUAAAUGACAGGUUUUUAUUUAAUUUGUCAUACCGUGUACUCUUUCUCCUACUCACUUCCCUGUCCUGACCCAUGGAGGGCAUGGUCAGUAACAGAAUCACAGUCUGUCGGCAUCUGACUUGCACUGAACACAGCACUGAGAGGGUCUGAUCAGUGCUCAGCUUGGGACUUGUGUCUCAGGCCCCUCUCGAGGGUUUGAUAUUAGAGCUGCAACAACUUCCUUCAGCCAGCCUGGAUUCCAGGAGCUUCUCAGUUUAGAAGCUUGCUGCAGUUUCCAUGGCAGCCAGAGCUUCAUUCUGACUCUAGUGGCCUGAACCAGCAAAUCUGCUAGUGCUAGAAACCUUUAGAAAAGAGGGAGGAGAAACCUCUCAUUGCCAGUUAAUUAAAAAACAGAUCCCUCCUGUUCAGCUGAUAGUGCAGAUCGAAGAAACAUACAGACCCAGAUCCUCUAGCCGCUCCAUGGGGAGUCACAGAAGACCGCCUGUGUGUGUCAGAUCCCCACCUCUCUGUAGCAAGAGAAGUGACUACAGCGCCUUCACAGUCAUGAUGAUGAAACUGGUAUUAACUGAGUGGCCCUUAUGGAUUUUUAACUCUAACUCACAGUGAGCCAGCAAGCCAUAUGUUUACACUUCAACCAAAAACCCUUCUGUGUUGCUGCACUUCUUGUGUGAGAAGUUGAGACGCCUGUUGGUACAGAGUGGAAUACAAGAGUUACUUGCCGUGGAAUGUACCUGCAGCAGAGCGAGAAGACGUCUUAGUUUAUCAUUGGAGAGAGAUGAUAGUAUUAUUUAUAUAGGUAGAAUAAAUAUAUAUAUAUAUAUAUAUUUUGGUGGUAAUGAAAAUGGCUCCGCAGAAUGCCGACUCGGAAUCUAUGCAAGUACAAGAGCUGCCUGUGCCCCUGCCAGAUCCUCAGAAACCCAGAGACCCAGCGGCUGAGACCCAAGAGGAGACCACAAGUGAGGCGUCCAUAGACAGAAUCCCCACACGCCUAUGGGUCAUGCAUGGGGCAGUGAUGUUCGGCAGGGAAUUUUGUUACGCCAUGGAGACAGCACUGGUUACACCUAUACUGUUACAGAUAGGCCUCCCUGAGAAGUACUACAGCCUCACCUGGUUCCUGAGCCCUGUUCUUGGCCUCAUCUUCACACCGCUUAUUGGCUCUGCAAGUGACCGCUGUACCCUGAGCUGGGGCCGCCGGCGGCCCUUCAUCCUUGUGCUGUGUGUGGGAGUCCUCAUUGGUGUUGCACUUUUCCUCAACGGCUCCGCUAUAGGUCUGGCGCUUGGCGAUGUUCCCAGCCGGCAGCCCAUUGGCAUUGUCCUCACGGUGCUGGGAGUGGUGGUCCUGGAUUUCAGUGCCGAUGCAACUGAGGGGCCCAUUCGUGCCUACCUGCUGGAUGUGGUAGACAGUGAGGAGCAAGACAUGGCCCUCAACAUACACGCCUUCUCUGCUGGCCUCGGUGGGGCCAUUGGCUACGUGCUGGGCGGGUUGGACUGGACGCAGACCUUCCUAGGGGACUGGUUCCAGACGCAGAACCAGGUGCUGUUCUUCUUCGCUGCAGUCUUCUUCUCCGUGUCGGUGGCUCUGCAUCUCUUUAGCAUCGAGGAGGAGCAGUACAACCCACAGCAGGACCGCGGGCCUGAGGACGCCACCCUGCCCAGCACCGGUCUCCAGCCUGGCGCCCCGGCCCCCGCCCCCCGCCUCAGCUCCCUCGGUGGGGGCAUGCAGGAUGGCAGCCCCCCAUUUCCAGAUGAGGUGCAGUCGGAGCACGAGCUGUCCUUGGACUACCUCGAUGUGGACAUCGUGCGCAGCAAGAGCGACUCAGUGCUGCACAUGGCUGACUCCACACUGGACAUGGAGCCUCAGCUGCUCUUCCUGCAUGACAUCGAGCCCUCCAUCUUCCAAGAUGCUUCCUACCCCAGCACCCCCCAGAGCACCAGCCAAGAGCUCCUGAGGGCCAAGCUGCCCCGCCUGUCCACGUUCCUCAGGGAGUCCACCAAGGAGGACGACACUUUGCUUGAUAAUCACUUGAAUGAAGCUAAAGUCCCAAAUGGGAGAGGCUCCCCACCAAUGAACCCCCUCAGCCACUCUAAGGUAGACUUGAAGCCCUCAGUCACAUCCAGUUCCAUGCGGCGGCGUAGGCACAUGUUUCACAGGCAGUCUUCCAGCACCUUCUCCUACUACGGCAAGAUUGGGUCCCACUGCUACCGCUACCGCCGGGCCAACGCCGUGGUCCUCAUCAAGCCGUCCCGGAGCAUGAGCGACCUGUAUGACCUGCAGCAGCGGCAGCGCUCCCGGCACCGCAACCAGAGUGGGGCCACCGCCUCCAGCGGGGACACAGAGAGCGAGGAGGGUGAGACAGAGACCACCGUGCGCCUGCUGUGGCUGUCCAUGCUGAAGAUGCCCAAGGAGCUGAUGUGGCUCUGCCUCUGCCACCUCCUGACUUGGUUCUCUGUCAUCGCAGAGGCUGUCUUCUAUACUGACUUCAUGGGCCAGGUCAUCUUCAAAGGGAACCCCCAGGCCCCCUCCAACUCCACCAAGUGGCACGCCUACAAUGCUGGCGUGAAGAUGGGCUGCUGGGGCCUGGUCAUCUACGCUGCUACUGGUGCUAUCUGCUCAGCCCUGCUACAGAAGUACCUGGACAACUAUGACCUGAGCAUCAGAAUCAUCUACAUGUUGGGGACACUGGGCUUCUCUGUGGGCACCGCUGUGAUGGCCAUGUUUCCCAACGUCUAUGUGGCCAUGGUCACCAUCAGCACCAUGGGCGUCGUCUCCAUGAGCAUCUCCUACUGCCCCUACGCCCUCCUAGGGCACUACCAUGACAUCAAGGAGUACGUCCACCACAGUCCGGGGAAUUCCAAGCGUGGAUUUGGCAUUGACUGCGCCAUCCUCUCCUGUCAGGUCUACAUCUCCCAGAUCCUGGUUGCAUCUGCCCUUGGGGGCGUGGUCGACACUGUGAAUACUAUCGUUGUCAUCCCCAUAGUGGCCUCUGUGGGCUCGUUCCUGGGCUUUCUGACAGCCACAUUCCUGGUCAUCUACCCUGAGGUGUCAGAAGAAGCUAAGGAGGAACAGAAAGGCCUGUCCUCAGGGGCCGCUGGUGAAGGCGAGAGUGGGGCAGGCACUGAAAAGCCCACUGUCCUGAAGCUAUCUCGGAAGGGUGGCCUUCGGGGGCUGAUGGAGACGGAGUCCAUGGUGUGAGCCCCAGCUGGUACAUUCCACACUGGAGGGCAGGAUGCACUGGGGGUUAGGCUUGCUGAUCCCAUGCGAGCUGGAGUUCCUUCCCAGAGCACAGUCCAAGGUCAGUAGGUGUUAGGUGUAGGGUAGGUUUGAGCUAUUAGACAAAAAUAUCACACUAAUUACCUUUCCCACAAUUAAAAAAAAUCAUUUGAAAUCUUUUUUUUUAUUGAAAAAGAACUUAAUUUCAGCUGUCUUUUAUUCUGCAGGUAUAUCAUUCUGCAUGUUUUAAAUUGUGAAAUAUUCACACAUAGUCAGUAAGCAAUUUAGAAAAUGUAAGGGUCUGCAUUUCUAAACCAGUACCUGGAAGUGCAGACACUGACUCCCUUGGCAGGUGUCGUCUGAAGGCAGCAGACAGCAGCAGUGCAGUGUCCAGAUCGCCUGGCAGGGGUCCGUUGGGGACACCUCAGCAUCUGGCACUGCAGCGCCUCAGAGUAUUUUUCUGUUUAUUUUAGAAACAGUAUUUUCUUUUUCACAACUGUGGUUUUCUUAGAAGAACAGCAUCUCUGGCGAAUUAGGCUCACAGUCCUGUGCACAGCUAAGACCACACACCAAAGCUGGAGAAGGGUCCCAGAGGUGUUUGAGCAGAAGGCAGCCAUUCCCCAGGGCAGCCUCCAGACAUCCCACCCAGGGACAGCACCAAUCAGCAGGGCUGAAUGUGAACUCUCAGUGUGCCUCCUGCGUGCUUGUGUGUAAGCUUGUCUGUGUCCAGUCCUACCCACGUGGUCCUCCCCAGAAGCCACCACAGGGCAGCUGUUGGCUCUGCGUGACAUUCAGCUUGUCUCUACACAUUGGCUGGGAAUCCAGGCACAGAGCUCCAGGUGAGCAUUGGCUCCCAAUCCUGCUGCAAGGCUACCUCGAGAGUGGGGACAGUGGCAUCAGAGCAGGGCACGUGAAGGUGCCGGGGCCUACCUCCCUGCCACAUGGGUGACAUUGAUCCUUGAUGGAACCUAACUGAGAUCUCGUGACCUCAUCACCUGCUCCUGCUGAUGGGCAUGAGGAGGAAGGCGAAGAGAAGCAAGCGUCUGCCUCUGAGCAGGAGGGUCGGUGACCCAAGAUCCCUGUGCAGUUUCCAGUUUCUGCACUCGAGCAAAACUUGGGCUUCAGGGAAGCAGGCUCAUCAAAUGCUGCAGCUGUGGGUAAGACUUUCCGAACGACGGCCUCUGUUUAACAACGCCCGUCUCGGUUCAUGAGACAGUCAGUCUGCACUCAGGAGAGGGGAGGUCCUCCCUGGAUGGUACCCAGGUGAAGUCAGAGCCGCGCUCUUGCUGCCUCCGUUGGUGUUUUUACAUAACAUGCAUGAGAAUCAUGCUGCAAUAUGAGCAUUCUAAAGCAAAUAUAUACACAUAUAUAUUUCAAGAUGAAAGUAAGCAGUUUUUAAAUAAAUUACUUGAAUUUUCUGUGUCUUCAAA